Rosa rugosa (rugosa rose) is the source of this 2076-nucleotide messenger RNA. Its product is annotated as CDP-diacylglycerol--serine O-phosphatidyltransferase 1. The coding region runs from base 418 to 1698 and encodes 426 amino acids. Gene Ontology annotation, molecular function: L-serine-phosphatidylethanolamine phosphatidyltransferase activity. The transcript has 13 exons. Lineage: Eukaryota; Viridiplantae; Streptophyta; Magnoliopsida; Rosales; Rosaceae. The record is from RefSeq and is a predicted model, not a curated record. Gene Ontology annotation, biological process: phosphatidylserine biosynthetic process.
AAGGUUAAAUCUUUGAAACUCUCUUCUCUGGUCUGCUGACAUAUACUUCAAAUCUCUCUUUGACCGUCGUACGCCUCUCUCUCUCUCUCUCUCUCUCUCUCUCUGCUUAUAUAAAUCCACGCAUUCACAGGCCUGUAUAUAUAUAUGUAGUUACACAGAGAGAGAGAGAGACACGCAGUCGCGGAAAAAUCAGUUUUGGGUUUUCUCCCCUCAUCACCGUCCUUCGCCGUUGUUGCAGAGAGAGAGAGAGAGAGAGACUCUCAGUCUUUUGCUGCAGAUUUUGAUUCAAUUACAAAGAGCUUUAGAGUCUUUCCUUCACUCAUCUCUUUUGUUUCAAAUUUCCAAGACCUCUGAUCCGACGGCCACGAUCUUCUACCACGCCUUUUUCUACUAAGCAAGUUGCAUCUUUCAUGUCUGAUGGAGCCUAAUGGCCAUAGGAGAACGAGGAGGAAGGAUGGUUAUAUUCAAGAAAAUGGUGACACGAGUCAGUCAAAUGUAGGCGAAGAACUGGAUCCAUGGACUGCAUGGGCAUACAAGCCUCGCACCAUUUCAAUGUUACUUAUUGGUGCAUGUUUUCUUAUUUGGGUAAGUGGAGCCUUAGAUCCCGAAAGCAGUGCAUCUGGAGACCUUGUUGCAUCUGUAAAAAGGGGUGUAUGGGCGAUGAUAGCAGUUUUUCUUGCUUAUUGCUUGCUCCAAGCCCCAUCUACGGUUCUUAUCAGACCGCAUCCUGCAAUUUGGCGGUUAGUUCACGGAAUGGCUGUUGUUUACCUAGUUGCUCUUACAUUUGUACUUUUUCAGAAGCGUGAUGAUGCUCGGCAGUUCAUGAAGUUUCUGCAUCCUGAUCUUGGUGUUGAACUCCCGGAAAGAUCUUAUGGUGCUGAUUGUCGUAUAUAUUUGCCUGAUAAUCCUAAAAGCAGGUUUAAGAAUGUUUAUGAAACACUUUUUGAUGAAUUUGUUGUCGCUCAUAUAAUUGGGUGGUGGGGAAAAGCUAUAUUGAUCCGUAAUCAGCCCCUUUUGUGGGUGCUUUCAAUUGGAUUUGAGUUGAUGGAGCUUACCUUCCGUCAUAUGUUACCAAAUUUCAAUGAAUGCUGGUGGGAUAGUAUUAUUCUUGACAUUUUGAUCUGCAACUGGUUUGGUAUCUGGGCAGGAAUGCAUACUGUUAGGUACUUUGAUGGAAAAACAUACAAGUGGGUCGGUCUAAGUCGUCAACCCAAUAUUAUUGGAAAAGUGAAACGAACUCUGGGACAAUUUACACCAGCUCAGUGGGACAAAGAUGAGUGGCAUCCAUUACUUGGUCCAUGGCGUUUCGUUCAAGUCAUCACUCUUUGCAUAGUAUUCAUGACUGUAGAGCUUAAUACAUUCUUUUUAAAGUUCUGUCUAUGGAUUCCUCCCCGCAACCCUGUGAUUGUAUAUAGGUUGAUCUUGUGGUGGCUAAUUGCAAUUCCAACAAUUCGCGAGUACAAUUCAUACCUUCAAGACCGGAAACCAGUGAAGAAGGUUGGAGCAUUUUGUUGGCUUUCUGUUGCUAUUUGCAUUGUUGAACUUCUCAUUUGCAUCAAGUUUGGACAUGGAUUAUAUCCGAAACCAAUGCCAUUAUGGCUGGUAGUGUUUUGGAUGUCUGUUGGAGCGGCACUUGUAAUAUUUUUGAUUGUUUGGUCUUGGCAAUUGCAUCGAACUCUAGGGAGAAAGAGGCGAUGAUUGUUCCGUCGUGGUACUUCAUUCUUUGAAUUGCUUCCUCAAGGGUAUCAAUCCAUGUUGUAAAUGCUUAUCACUUUUAUAAAUUAUAAUUGUACAUUCUGAUUCUCUUAGAUUAGUGGAUCACAGUUCCUUGAGUAGAGAAUAUUUAUUCUUUCUUGCUAGGCAGUGGAAAAGGAAAAUACUUUAAAGGCUCGUGAAUUACUGGUUGCCACAAUUACUGGCAGAUUUGACCCAAGUCAAAGGACGAGUCAUUUUGAACUACAGAUUCCCUGAUGUUGUAUUCUUUAGUUUUUCUUUCAUCAUUUUAUAAAGUCACUUUUUGUAAUAAUAUACCACAUGAGUUAAAUUUCCCAUAUAUUAAUAUGGCACUUAUUUUCA